Dracunculus medinensis (Guinea worm) is the source of this 1875-nucleotide messenger RNA. NCBI's taxonomy places the organism in Eukaryota, Metazoa, Nematoda, Chromadorea, Rhabditida, Dracunculidae. The record is from the annotation of a GenBank genome assembly.
AUGGCGAAAGCAAAAGGACUACUUUGGAAUGGAUUGGGAGGAGUAAGUUUGCUAGGAUUCGCUUCACCAAAUGUUGCUUUAAGUCAAAUGAUAACAACUUUUGCAUUGGCUGGUAUUGUUGGCUAUCACACUGUUUGGGGUGUUACUCCUGCGCUUCAUUCUCCUCUUAUGUCAGUCACCAAUGCAAUUUCUGGCAUAACAGCUGCAGCAGCAUUGUGUGUGAUGGGAGGUGGUUUAUUUCCUAGUGAUGUUUCACAGUCAUUAGCUGCUGGAGCUGCCUUCUUUUCCUCAAUUAAUAUUGGUGGAGGAUUCUUAAUUACGAAACGAAUGCUCGAUAUGUUUCGAAGGCCGACUGAUCCUGCUGAAUAUAACUAUCUUUACGCCAUUCCUGGGACUGUUUUUCUUGGUGCUUAUGGAUAUGGCUUCAUACAUGGUUGCCCCGAAAUCCAUUCUCUAACUUACCUUGGUUCAUCUUUGUGUUGUGUUGGAGCAUUGGCAGGAUUAUCCACACAAAGCAGUGCACGGCUUGGAAACUGUCUUGGGAUGAUUGGUGUCUCUGGUGGCAUGGCUGCAACAUUAGGUCAGCUGCAACCUAAUUUGGAGACACUUAUUCAGAUGGGAGCAGUUAUAUCGUCAGGAAUGCUUAUUGGUCUUGGAAUUGCGAGCAGAAUUAAAGUAACCGAUUUGCCGCAGCUAGUCGCUCUUUUCCACAGUUUUGUUGGAGCUGCAGCAACAACAACAUGUAUAGCCGAUUUUAUGGUAGAAUAUCCGCACUUUUUAGCUGAUCCUGCAGGUACAGCAGCAGUAAAGACAGCGCUGUUUCUUGGUGCAUAUAUCGGUGGUGUUACUUUUACGGGAAGUUUAAUGGCUUACGGAAAACUUCAAGGUAUUCUAAAUAGUGCUGCAGUAUAUUUACCAGCUCGUCAUUUGAUAAAUAGUGCUCUUGGAUUGGGCAAUAUUGCAGCUCUUGGCAUUUACAUGGCCUCAGGAGAUAAGAUGAUGGAUUUAUCUAUGUUAGGCACCACGUCUAUUUUAAGCAGCAUUAUGGGAAUUACUCUAACGAUGGCUAUUGGUGGUGCCGAUAUGCCGGUUGUUAUUACUGUACUUAACAGCUAUAGUGGAUGGGCAUUAUGUGCUGAAGGUUUUAUGUUAAAUAAUGAUCUUUUGACGAUAGUUGGAGCUUUGAUUGGUAGCUCCGGUGCUAUUCUUUCAUAUAUCAUGUGCAGGGCUAUGAAUCGAUCACUGAUAAAUGUGAUAUUGGGUGGAGUCGGUACUAAAUCACAAGGUACUGGCCAGGCUAAAGCAAUCGAAGGAACAGCAACUGAAGCAACCUCACAACAGGUAAUUGAUCUUCUUGGUGAUGCCAAAAAAAUUAUUGUGGUUCCUGGUUAUGGACUUUGCGCUGCACAUGCACAGUAUUCUAUAGCAGAAAUGGUCAGUUUGCUACGAAAACGAGGAGCAAAUGUUCAAUUUGCUGUCCAUCCAGUUGCAGUACAGUACAAUGCAUUCUCAGGUCGCAUGCCAGGACAGUUAAAUGUCUUAUUGGCUGAAGCAGGUGUGCCUUACGAUAUUGUAAAAGAAAUGGACGAAAUUAACGAAGAAUUCCCAGAAACUGAUGUAGCAUUAGUAAUUGGCGCGAAUGAUACAGUGAACUCAGCUGCUGAAGAUGAUCCAAAUUCGUUGAUAGCUGGCAUGCCUGUACUUCGCGUUUGGAAAGCUAAACAAGUCGUUGUGAUGAAAAGAACAUUAGGCGUAGGGUAUGCGGCGGUAGACAAUCCAAUAUUUUUCAAUGAUAAUACAUGGAUGCUUCUCGGAGAUGCUAAAAAGAAGUGUGACGAACUGUUGAGUGGAAUAGCUGCAGUCACAACCAGAUGA